GGACACCGGGAACCCGGCUCACCGGCGGAGGAUUUGACUCUCGAGACAACUCCGACAGCGUUUUGCCUCCGGGGGGUUAGUGGACCCCCCCUCCUUCUCCCUUCUGAUCCAGGACCAGCCGCUGGCCACACUGCCGGACCGGCUGAACGGGGGACCGGGAGCGAAUCUGCGGAGCGACACACAAUGGCAACCGGUGCGCUCGUGCUCGUCUGCGCGCUGCUUGCCGGUGUCGCCGUGGCCCAGAGAGUGGUGACGGUGCAGAGCGGGCCGCUGGUACGGACCGAGGGCUCCCACGUGACCAUCUGGUGCAACGUGACGGGCUACAAAGAGGGCGUGGAGCAGGACUUCGAGUGGUCCAUGUACCUGCCGUCGGUGCCGGACCGGGAGAUCCGCAUCGUGAGCACGGCGCAGUCGAACUACGCGUACGCCGUGUACGCCCAGAGGGUGAACAGCAAGGAGAUCUUUGUGGAGAGGCUGAGCCGCGACUCGGCUCUGCUGCACAUCACCAAAGUGCAGGCGAGGGACCAAGGCCUGUUUGAGUGUUACACGCCCAACACGGACGGGCGCUACCUGGGAUCCUACAGCGCACGCACCAACCUCACGGGGUCUCUGGAGGACGCGCUCACUUUGCGUGCCGGGUCGGUAAGUGACGUCCGCUCGCCGAGGAGGCCGCGGACCCGCAUGGAGGGGGAGCUGAGGAUCGCCCACUCGCUCCGUUUCCCCUCUCAGCAGUACUCUUAG
Messenger RNA from Salarias fasciatus (jewelled blenny), 741 nucleotides. Its product is annotated as immunoglobulin superfamily member 3-like. The transcript has 4 exons. Gene Ontology annotation, cellular component: membrane. The coding region runs from base 184 to 741 and encodes 185 amino acids. The record is from RefSeq and is a predicted model, not a curated record. NCBI's taxonomy places the organism in Eukaryota, Metazoa, Chordata, Actinopteri, Blenniiformes, Blenniidae.